Amphimedon queenslandica is the source of this 2434-nucleotide messenger RNA. RefSeq names its product solute carrier organic anion transporter family member 4A1-like. Bases 20 to 2251 code for a protein of 743 amino acids. Gene Ontology annotation, biological process: transmembrane transport; sodium-independent organic anion transport. Lineage: Eukaryota; Metazoa; Porifera; Demospongiae; Haplosclerida; Niphatidae. Gene Ontology annotation, molecular function: protein binding. The transcript is spliced from 6 exons. The record is from RefSeq and is a predicted model, not a curated record. Gene Ontology annotation, cellular component: basolateral plasma membrane.
UAUAAAAAUAAUUAUUUUAAUGCUUCGCCAAUAUCCCAGUAUGUUGUGUUAUUCAUGUAGAUUAGUCUCGUUAAUUAAUUAUUCAUCGAUACAGACAGUACACACCCAUGCGUCUAAUUCAGGGCUAAAAAAUUGUAGCUACAGCAAAGGCUUCUCACUGUACUAUCAGCAGCUAAUGGAGAACGGACUGACUGAACCUGAUCUAGGCUUUACAAAAGACCCUCUGCCUGCUGCCAAUGCCAUAAUAUUACAGAAUCUUGGAGCAGCAGACGGCCAGACUGCUAAAGAUGAUUCGAAAACAGAGGAAGAAGGAGCCACCACAGAUGACGAGGAGGUGCCUGCUGAGCUAAAGAAGACUUACUACUUUGGCUGCGGCCCCUACUACUCAAAACGACUCCACUGGAUAAUGGCUAGAAAGAAAAUGUUCACUUUUUUAUUGUGUUGCUAUGCUUUUCUCCAAGGUGCAAUAGUUAGUGGUUUCACAUCUGUUGUCUUGUCUACAAUUCAAAACAGAUACAAUUUCAGCAGUGUUGCAGCUGGUUUUGUAGCCAUAUCUUACGAUAUAACUCUUACUGUUUCUGUCAUAUUUGUGAGUUAUUUUGGAGGUAAAAGUCACAAGCCGAGGUGGAUUGGAAUCAGCACUUUAUUGAUGAGUUUUGGUUGCUUCAUAUUUGCACUCCCUCAGUUUCUGUUUGGUGAAUAUGGCAGAGGCUCCCUGAGUAGUCUUUAUGAAGGUUGUAUGGAUAACAGGAGUUUCAUUGAGGACUGCUCACCAUCUGAUGCUGGGGCAUAUACUAUGUUUGUCAUUGGUAAUAUAUUCAUUGCUGUGGGAGCUGCUCCCAUAUUUACAGUAGCUCAAGCAUACCUUGAUGAGAUUGUACUCCCCAAGUAUCUCUCGAUACACAUUGGAGUGUACCUUGCAACAGCUGCAAUAGGACCUGCUUUUGGAUACCUAGUUGGUAGCAGCCUGUUAUCAGUGUAUGUGGACCCGUGGGUUGAGACUACACUUGGUCCCGAGGACCCAGCUUGGGUAGGUGCUUGGUGGCUGUCUUUCAUUCUAGCUGGUAUCAUGUGCAUAUUUCUUGCUGUACCAUUCUUAAUGUUCCCCCGAUAUCUACCAGACAGUGCUGUAGUUAGGAAGGAGAGAGCUAAAGAAAUGGCAAAGAUAUAUUCAAAGAAAUUUGCAAAUGAGGACACACUGACUGUUACAGUCAAGAUGUUCCCUAUACAUAUAAAAAGACUACUCCUCAAUCCUUCUUUCAUGCUUUCUGCAUUUGGUUUAGCUGCUUUCUUUAUUCUUGUCAGUGGCUUGAUUGCUUUUGCUCCAAAAUACUUUGAGGAACAGUUUAGACUAACAGCUACAUCAGCAGGAUUGCUUUCAGGAGGAGUGGCUAUUGCUAGUGCAACUAUUGCAACAUUAGUUGGAGCUUUUAUCUUAUACCUUACUAAAAUGAAGGGAAAGACAGUGAUAUUGUUUUGUUCUAUUCUCAUUGGUCUGUCAGUAUUGUUCAGUCCUGGCUUCCUCCUCCACUGCUCUCAGCCUGAUAUUGUUGGAAUAACCUACGGAAGAGAUGGUAUUGAUACUGAGGUAUGUGCUCAAGAGUGUGAUUGUAUCUCAACAUCAUUUGAACCAGUUUGUGGUGAAGAUGGACUCACUUACUUCUCUCCUUGCAGGGCUGGUUGUACCACUACCUUUAAUGAUGGAGUAUAUUCAUUUGGUAAUUGUUCGUGUGUUUUGGUUAAUUCAACAGUUGGUUCUGUUACUGAUGGAUUCUGUGAGACCAGCUGCAGUGCUCUCGUUCCGUUCAUACUUCUCCUCAUUGUUGUUUUAUUUCUUAUCUUCAUUACAAGAAUACCUUUUACUUACUUCAUUAUGAGGGUUGUAGCUGAUGAUCAAAGGUCCCUAGCGCUGGGUCUUCAGUCAGUAAUUUGGCGUUUGUUUGGUACAAUUCCUGGUCCUCUAAUAUUUGGUGCUUUGUUUGAUGUUGCUUGUCUUCAAUGGCAGGAUCCCUGUGAAGGUGACAGAGGAAAUUGUUGGAUUCAUAAUGGAAGGGCUCUUGGUAUCUACUCCCUCUCCUUUGGUAUACCAUGUUUAAUAAUAGCUACUGUAUUAUUCUUUUUAUCAUGGCUGACGUAUCCAAAGGAUAAGAUUAAAAAAGUUGACAGUAAAAGCACCACUCCAUCGAGUACAGUGUCAAGCACUCCUUCCAAUAAGAAAAAGGAGAGCAUUGUUGCACUCAUUAAAGAUUAAUUUGAUUAGUAGUUUGUGUAAAAUUCAUUGCUAUAUUUUUAUUUAACUAAUAAUAAUUAUUAUUGUGCAUUUAUUUUAUGAUUACUAUUGACAUUCUUCUCUGUUUUUUUAGUACAUUAAUUUUAAUCAUUGUAGGUGUGGUUCAUCAUAUACCUAUAUUUAACCCUUUGUUUCCUAAUUAAA